This is a messenger RNA of Opisthorchis viverrini, 1585 nucleotides long. RefSeq lists its product as hypothetical. NCBI's taxonomy places the organism in Eukaryota, Metazoa, Platyhelminthes, Trematoda, Opisthorchiida, Opisthorchiidae. Gene Ontology annotation, biological process: proteolysis. The transcript has 9 exons. The annotation marks the transcript as partial. Gene Ontology annotation, molecular function: metallocarboxypeptidase activity; zinc ion binding. The record is from RefSeq and is a predicted model, not a curated record.
GAGCAAGAAGAUCAACCGCAACUGCAGAAUCAGUUUCACCAGCAGCAGGAGUUUCAAUGGGAUCGUUAUCACUCCAAUAGUGAACUGAAUGACAUUUUGGAAUCCGUUCAUAAACAGUGUCCCCAAAUAACACGCGUUUAUCAGCUAAGUUCGAGUGAGUCAACCAAAACAAUUGGCGGGAAUGUUUUAACUGUGAUUGAGUUUACAAACCAACCGGGAACUCACAGGCCAGGUAUCCCCGAAUUCAAGUAUAUUGCUAAUAUGCAUGGAAACGAGCCGGUGGGCAGGGAGCUGUUGUUACGCCUCGCAUUUUAUCUGUGUGAAAAGUAUCAAGAUGGAAACUGGGCAGUACGCUGGCUGGUGAACAAUACACGUAUUCACAUCCUUCCCACAAUGAAUCCAGAUGGAUAUGAUAUCAGCGUGAAAGCACCGGACAAGGAAGGGAUGGUUGGACGGCUAAACGGGAACGGUGUGGAUCUCAAUCGAAAUUUCCCUGAUUUGGAUAAAGUGGUUUUCCGCAAUAUGAAGGAUCAAGAUAAACCAAUCGAUCACCUUUACGAUGGUCCAUUAAUUGGUAGUCAGUUUGAAAGAGAAACCUCUAUGAUUAUGCACUGGCUCAGUCAAAUCAAUUUUGUUCUAUCCGCCAACCUGCACGGCGGAGCCCUUGUUGUCAACUUUCCUUACGAUAGCUCGUCGGAUGGAAAAACGGAAAUUCAGCGGACACCUGAUCAUGCGAUUUUUGUUGACCUCGCACGUUCCUAUGCGGAUCGAUCACCAAAAAUGCGAUCGGGUGAGGUCCUGUGUGAUGAUGGGGAUAUAGACUUCGAUCGUGGUAUCGUGAACGGAGCUCAGUGGUAUCCUAUCAAUGGCAGUAUGCAAGACUACAACUAUCUAGCCACAAACGCAUUCGAAGUUACGAUUGAGUUGGGUUGCAAGAAAUUCCCUCCAAAUAGUGAACUUCCGGGCCUCUGGAACGAAAAUAAGGACGCGCUGAUGAAUUUCAUGUUUCAGGUACAUAGGGGAGUGAAAGGAUUGGUCUACGGUUACGAUGGUAAGAAUCUUCUGCCAGUCUCGCAAGCAGUCGUCCGUGUGGUGAAUGUCACCGAUCCAUACAAUUUCCAGGUUAUUACACACAACAUUUGGUCAGGGCCCCAAGGCGAUUUCUAUCGCCUCCUGACUCCAGGACGCUACUGGAUACGCUUUGAAGCACCUGGGUUUGACUCGGCGGCUACAUGCUUCGAAAUCAAUGAUCUGCCUGAAUGGGGCGAUACAAGGCAUCGCCCAGCCAUGGUCCUGAACGCAUUGCUUUUGAAAGGGAACGUCAGUUCGAACGAGCGACUUCACGAUUUGGUAACAGAAAGUGGCAUAAAAUUCGAUGCUGUCUCACGCGCGGCCACCGGGUGCACCGGGUUUAACGGACAACUAACUGACGCUCUAGACGACAUGGAAGCCGACCAUGAUGACGAGCUGGAGGGAGGAAAGUGAGAAGCACAGAUGCGCCACAGAUCCACCUAUAAUGUUUUUCCUUAUAACAUUGCUGUCUUAUCUGAAAUCGUGCAAUUGCAAAAUUUGCAAUAUAUACCAG